AUGCCACAAAUCAAGCAAGGCUCCGUCGAGCCGGGCGAGACCCGCGCACGCCGCUCGUUCGUCGCCCCAGGCGAACUCGUCACCUCGCCCGCUCCUGGCAAAGUCACGGUCCUCGCGCAGGUCCUCGACCACGCUGUCAACGAGUUUGCGGAUGUCGAGGCGCUCGGAUGGAGGGACACGGUCGAUGUGAUCAAGGAGGACAAGGAGGUCAAGAAGAUCGUCGGCGGCAAAGAAGUGACCGAAAAGAAGACUUGGUCCUACUUUCACCUUUCCGACUACCACUGGUGGACCUACAAGCAGUUCAAGGACGUCGUCUCGGCGGCGGGUUCGGCGCUCGUUCAUGUCGGCUGCGAGCCGGGCCAGGUCUUCAACAUCUACAGCGCGACGACUCCGAGGUGGCAGGUCAUGGCGAAUGCCUGCGCGCAGCAGAGUAUUACCUUUGCGACCGCGUACGACUCGCUCGGCGAAGAGGGUCUCCGGCACUCGAUCAACGAGCCCUCAGCCUACGGCAUCUUCACCAACGCCUCGCUCCUCUCGACCCUCGCUUCGGUCGUCUCGUCCACCCCGUCUCUCCGCGUCGUUGUCUACGACGGCAAAUCGAACGAGAUCCCCUCCGGCGCGCUCGAGAAGCUCAAGAGCUCAGUCCCCGAGGAAUGCAAGGUCUACACCUUUGACGAGUUCAUCGAGUUGGGCAGGAAGAACCCGAGCGAGCCCAACCUCCCUGAUCCCGAGGACGUCGCGUGCUUGAUGUACACGUCUGGAUCGACUGGCGCGCCCAAGGGUGUCCAGAUCACCAACGCCAACAUCGUCGCUUGCAUCGGCGCCGUCCAGAAGUUGCUCGGACACGUCGUCAAGAAGGGCGAGACGUACAUCGCCUACCUUCCGCUCGCACACAUCAUGGAGUUCGCGGUCGAGAUGUGCUUCAUGUGGGUCGGCGCGCGCAUGGGUUACGGCAAUGUCAAGACGCUCACAGACGCCUCGGUUCGCAACUGCCUCGGCGACAUCCGCCAGCUCCAGCCCACGAUCAUGGUCGGUGUCCCCGCAGUCUGGGAGACGAUCCGCAAGGGCAUCGUCACGAAAGUCAAGUCGGCCGGCGCACUCAAGUCGAAAGUGUUCGACCUCGGCGUCGCAGCGAAGAAGUUUGGAGGGCGCGGAUCGUUCCUGGCGGGGAUCGCGGACAAGGUUGUCUUUGAGGCGGUCAAGCAGGGGACGGGCGGGAAACUAAAGUAUGCGUUGAGCGGUGGCGCGCCCAUCUCGAGGGAGACGCAGGAGUUCCUCAGUAUCGCGUUGGUGUUGAUCAUCCAAGGAUACGGCAUGACCGAGUCUACCGCCAUGUGCUGCCUCCUCCCUCCCGAGAUGCACCAAUACUCGACCGUCGGCGUCCCCGUCCCUUCGUGCGAGAUCAAGCUCGUCGACGUCGAGGAGGCUGGGUACAAGGCGACGAACGACCCGCCUCAGGGCGAGAUCUGGAUCCGUGGACCCAGUGUCACCAAGGGCUACUACAAGCAGGACAAGUUGACGAAGGAGGCGUGGACCGAAGACGGGUGGUUCAAGACGGGCGAUGUCGGGCAGUGGAACAAGGACGGCACGCUCUCGGUCAUCGACCGCAAGAAGAACCUCGUCAAGCUCGCUGGUGGCGAGUACAUUGCGCUCGAGAGGCUCGAGUCCCUCUACUCGUCAUGCGAAUACGUCGCCCGUAUCAUGAUCCACGCCGACAGCAACGCCAACAAGCCCAUGGCUGUCAUCUUCCCUCAUGAGCACAACUUGAAGAACCUCGCAUCGUCCCUCGGCGUCUCUGGCGACCUCGGCACGCUCGUUCACGACCAGUCGAUCCGCGACAACGUCCUUAAGUCGCUCAACGGCGUCGGCAAGAAGGCCGGCCUCAAGCCGCUCGAGACGCUGCAGACCGUUGUGCUCUGCGACGAGGAGUGGACGCCGCAGAACGGGAUGCUCACGGCUGCGCAGAAGCUCAAUAGGAAGGUGAUUGUCGAGAAGUACAAGAAGGAGAUUGACGCCGUCUACCCCUAG
Messenger RNA from Rhodotorula toruloides NP11, 2028 nucleotides. RefSeq names its product long-chain acyl-CoA synthetase. Gene Ontology annotation, cellular component: lipid droplet; endoplasmic reticulum; plasma membrane. Gene Ontology annotation, biological process: long-chain fatty acid metabolic process; long-chain fatty-acyl-CoA metabolic process. Lineage: Eukaryota; Fungi; Basidiomycota; Microbotryomycetes; Sporidiobolales; Sporidiobolaceae. Bases 1 to 2028 code for a protein of 675 amino acids. The record is from RefSeq and is a predicted model, not a curated record. Gene Ontology annotation, molecular function: long-chain fatty acid-CoA ligase activity. The transcript is spliced from 14 exons.